Molecule: messenger RNA, 2595 nt
Organism: Letharia lupina
Lineage: Eukaryota; Fungi; Ascomycota; Lecanoromycetes; Lecanorales; Parmeliaceae
Exons: 1
Coding region: 1-2595 (864 amino acids)
Source: RefSeq, a predicted model, not a curated record
AUGGCUGCUACCAAAUCCUCACCAUCCGAACCUGCAAGGAGAGCACCGACUCAAGCAACGAGUGAUCCAAGUGUUGCAACCCUAGGACGGAAAGCCAGUCAAAAGGAGGUCCAAAAUCGACGACGGAGCUCGUCAGGCAAACUUCAGAAAUCAUAUCAGUCGUCCAAGAGGACCUCGGAGAAGGUCGAUGCCAUACCUGCCGUUCCUGCCAUUCCCCAGGCGCAUAGGCAAGAUGAGCUCAAUGAGAAGGGCGGCGCCAACAGGUCGAAUCUACAGGCCUCACAUCCUCCUCAGGAACGUGGCGAUAUACCGUCCUAUUACUACCAGAAUCCAAUGUCGGCCACCAGCUUGCAGCCAGAGAAGUUCAGCGUCAUGCAACCACCAACACUAAACGGCAAACGAAGCGCCAAUGAUCAGGGGGGCAUCAUGAGACGGAAAUCCAGCAAGAGGAAGGCAGAUGACCAUGCUCGCGAGCAAGAGAUCAAAGCGAUGAGCUCGCCUAUACCGAUACCAAAACGUCCAACUUCCCAUAACCCCGGCAUGCUCGCUCGGGAUAGCAGGAAGAUCCCUGGAGGCCUGAACCGUAAUCUCGACAGACCAAUAUCAGACGUCUCAUUACCCAUGGCUGAGUCUAUGCAAUCAGCCCUAUCAGUAGCCUCGGAUCAGCACGCUUUCAAGGUCAGCGCUUUCGACGCGCUUUCUCCACGGCCAACCAUACGCUAUUCAGAGAAUCCACGAUCUGCAUCUGGUAGCCUGGGGCCUUCGAGGGCAUCUACCAGGAAGGACAAGCAGCCAAUGAUAUUAGAAGAGGCGACGCGGUCCAAGAAGAGAGUCGAUGAUCUAGCUGACGAUAUGGACGCUGGCAGCAUAAGAGAGCUGAUGGAGAGAGAACAACGGCGUUUGGAAAAGAAGAGGAGGUCAGAGCACGAGAAGCUGCAGCGGAGACUCCAGAGGAGAGCUGACAAGCAAAGGCAGCCUGGAGGCAGAGAGGGAGAUGUUGCUGACGAAAACCCCAAUCACAGGGCAAGGGAAGAGGAGGAUAUUGGUCUUAGCAUUGGAGGAGCCUCUACUGCCCCAAAUCUGGCAACUACGUUGCAAGAGCCUACAAGAGAGCAAGCUGUCAAGACACCUGAGUCAUGGCUCAAAGAUGCUUCGAGGGAACAUCUACCCAUUGAGGAUCCCUUCCAUGACCCAGUCAUGGGAGCUUCAACGUCACACCUUGAAGGCCCUACUCCGGAGCCAGAUGAUCGUGACGAUGUAGUGCUCGAGACCGCCAAAGCUGUUCGGCUAUCUUCCGCUAGCAUGUCACCGCCAACCUCUCCUACACGUCACAUCCAUGAGGCGUCCAACCUAUCGCAAUUUUCGGAGCUGGCGCCAGCAGAUAUGCCCGAUAUACCCGAGCCCCUGGAUCCAGAUCAUCGGCGAGAUUCAGACACCAGCGCACGCUUCUCGACCAGCUGGAGAAACAUAUUCCGCCGCAGUGACACGAGGGCAAAGAGGGGCUCGACCGAUCGAGGACGAGUGGCUCCUUCGGAAUUCUCAAACACCUCGAAAGAAUCAGUACACCGGCAGAUGCCUCCCUCAGCAUUCACAAGGAUACCCCGGGCAAGGUCAGGAACCCCUAUACGUACCCAGUCAAGGUUCAGGGAAGACCUUCCAGAGUUACCCAUCUCGCCACCAGACUCUCGGAUGCAAUCUCCGGAAGUGAGCAGACAGUCUCCGCUUCCAGAUAUCCCAGGGUCUCGAGGUACAGACAUCGUGGGCGCUACUGCAGCCUCUGGUAAACCGUUAUCCGACAUUCAUCCAGCUUUCCGGGAGGAAGUAGCACUGAGCCGACACGCAUCCCUUCGCGGCCGCGCCAACUCCCCAGAAGGUCCAUCAAGCGCAAUUCUCUCUCAGUCACUGGCAUCCGUCGACUCUGAAGGGUCGUGGCUCACUGGCAGACCUGUCAAGAGAUUGUCCCAACCUCAGCCUCUCCGCGAGAGUGGCGGAUCUCUACAUGAACAAUUUCAAGAACUCGGACAAUCCGACGACGAUCUUGCAGGCACUCCAGAAGAAGAGAAGUACAUGGGGACUCUCACCCCAGCUCGAGAUGAAGCACCUCCCGAGAUACCGGAAAGGAGACGGCCAUAUAUGGGCCCUGUGGCUCGUCUUGGUAGUGACAGUGACGAUGAAUCUGUAUUCCAUCCUGCUCCAGCGGCAAUAGCUCAAGAAGAAGGGAAAUGGCAUGGCGCUGUCGGCAAGCACCCUACGAUCGUGCGGCAAGGACCCGGCAAGCGAGCGAAAUCAAGAGAAGGUCUCCUCAAUGACUUCCAGAACGCCGAGGAAUCUGGGGAAUCAUCUCCAUCAGGAGACUCACCCGUGAGCCCUGAGAACCCAUAUUCUUCGAUUCAGCGAGCGACCAGUGUGGAUGUGGGCAAAGGGCACGCUCGGCACAUCAGCGCCGGCAGUGCACGGCUUUUGAACCUGCCGCCGAGGUCGUCUGCGGACAUGAAGAGGCUGUCAGCAUCGUCGGGGGAGCGAAGUCCUCUUGGUGGUCCUUCGGGUAUGCCGUCGCCAAGGCUUGGCUACCCUCCGGAGUCAGAUGUUGACUGA